Ostrea edulis (European flat oyster) is the source of this 1199-nucleotide messenger RNA. RefSeq lists its product as uncharacterized. The transcript has 6 exons. Lineage: Eukaryota; Metazoa; Mollusca; Bivalvia; Ostreida; Ostreidae. The record is from RefSeq and is a predicted model, not a curated record. The coding region runs from base 9 to 1130 and encodes 373 amino acids.
GUUUAACGAUGUCCGAUGAAGGUCUGAUUAUAUUUUACAAUAUUUAUUACAAUGGAUAUACUUCCGCAAAUUAUGAAAUGUUUCUGCAGAAUAAUUUAUUACUAAUUGAAAUGAAGCUUGUAAAUAUUGGUGUGAAUUCCGGAAACAAUUCUAGAGUUGAAAAUCUGAAAGUAAAAAUCUGCAGAAUAAGUGUACUUAAUAUUACUGUCAUCGAAUGUUUACCCGACAUGUUAGGUUUCGUCUUCAUUACGAUUCUCCUUAAACUUGUGCAUCCUGCUGAAGGGGACUGUCACGUAAACAACUGGCCAUUGUCAUGUGAAGCCAACUUCAAAGUAGGGCCCGAUAAAUGUGAACCAUGUGAAGCCGGUAAAUAUGGAUGUAACUGCUCCCAGGACUGCACCGUCAAUACAUAUGGUUUGAACUGCUACCUCAAGUGUAAUUGUUCUGUGGAUGAACUUUGUGACCCAGCAGUUGGAUGUGUUAGCUUCAACAUCACUUCAACGUACAAAACAUUUACACAACAAACAUCGGUUUCAGCAUCAUCAUCAUCAUCAUCAUCAUCAACAACACCAUCUUCAUCAUCAGAAGCUCAAGAGACGACAACAGUGCUGAGAAAUAGUGCAGCGCCAUUAAAACCAUUAACGAUGUUCAACGCUGUUAUUAUUGCAUUAGCAGCCUCAUUGGUUUUAGUGGUUACGCUGAGCAUUUCCUGCAUAGUUAUUGUAUUAAGACGAAACUCGAAAAAGGGGACAAAAACAGCUACGAAAACAAAGAACAGCGAGGAGAUGUCUGAGACCGCGGAACAAAAUCCAGAUUUCCAUUCGUACCUUACCAUCAGCGAAAGAUCAUUUCGUCUGUAUGCCGAUGUUCAUUAUGACGAAGCGGAGGAGAGGAAGAGCUUAACAUCAGUAUCACUACACAGCAAAGGAUACGAUACCAGCAUCAGUGAUAAAAGUGGAGGAUCCGGUUAUUAUCUAACACCGACAGUAAAGACUGCCAAAAAAGACACAAACGGUAGUCAGUCAUCUGUAACACCGACAGUAAAGACUGCCCAAAAAGAUGCAACCGGUAGUCAGUCAUCUGGCGAUUAUGACGAUACCAUCACAAAUUGUUCAGAAACCUGUAUCUGACGAUUAAAUACAGAUUGCUAUCAGGGAAACAUAAGGCAUGUUUGAUGUAAUUAAAGCAUGAGAUGUCUC